AUGAUCAACAAUGAAGCAAUUAAGCUUGCAAUUGAAGAUCUUGAAUUGCAAGAGAUUCCAAAUUAUAGCAUGACUGAAGAAAAGCUUCUAGACUAUAUAAACAUGCUCUCUGACUGUGGCUUUGCCUCUACACCUCAGAUUCUGCAAAAUAUUGUACAUGAAAUGAUGAGAGAUAAAGUGAAAAUCAACUGA
This is a messenger RNA of Paracoccidioides lutzii Pb01, 192 nucleotides long. RefSeq lists its product as hypothetical. The coding region runs from base 1 to 192 and encodes 63 amino acids. The transcript has 2 exons. The record is from RefSeq and is a predicted model, not a curated record.